Molecule: messenger RNA, 1014 nt
Organism: Lactuca virosa
Lineage: Eukaryota; Viridiplantae; Streptophyta; Magnoliopsida; Asterales; Asteraceae
Source: the annotation of a GenBank genome assembly
AUGAGCCGACAUCCACCCAAGAGCAUCCCACUUGCCGCCAACAUGUCCUCCCCCGGGCAACCAAACACCGCCACUAUUGCCGCCAUGAAAACCAGAAGUUCUCGAACAAGAUUUUGUGGUGCGUUUGGUGAUUGCAUGACAAAACCUACCAUUGCUUCUUCGCCACCUCGUCAGUCUAACUCUAGACUCGAACUUCAGGUGGAAGAGCUACACAAAGAAGUGAAGAAAGAGAAAGAAUUAAAGUCUAUGUACAAGAUAAGGUUGGAAAGAACACAAGAUUACCUAAAAUACUGUCUACAAGUAGCACAAGACAACGGAUUCUUGAACCUUAUUAUUAACAAAAAAGACAACCCUCAAGAAUCGUCUCCUACUUCCUCAUCUGCCAUCGUUCAAGCUUCUACAAAUCCUCAAACACCACCAAAUAUCCCCAAAAAUACCAAUCUUUUAGCUCUCAUCGAGCAAGCCAAGCUUAACGGAUGGUACAUUGAUCCACAUGAGAUUGAAUUACACAAGAAAGUAGCUCAAGGAAGCACGGCGGAAAUAUACAAAGCAACAUGGAGAGGCCUAGAAGUCGCAGUGAAGUGCAUAUUUCCCGAUUUUUUCAGAUUAAACGAUUGUGGCGUUAGCUUCUUUGCUCAAGAGGUGGAAACCCUGUCAAGACAACGACACACGUACGUACUCCGGCUAAUAGGUGCGUGUCUUGACCCACCGAACCAUGGGUGGGUGGUUACCGAAUUCAUGAACAUGACUUUGAAGGAUUGGCUACAUGGUCCGGGUAAGAGGAGGAAAGAACGUGUCACCCCACUUCCUCCUUUUGAAGAGAGAUUAGCCAAGGCACUAGAGAUUGCUCAAGGGAUGCAGUAUUUACAUGAGCAUAAGCCUAUGAUUAUACAUAGGGAUUUAAAACCUAGUAAUAUAUUUAUGGAUGAUGCGUUUCAUGUGAGAGUUGCGGAUUUUGGGCAUGCACGAUUCUUGUCGGAUGAAGAAAAAGCGUUUACGGGUGAAACGGGUUAG